UGAAGUCCACACAAUUCAGAUUCAGCAAAAUGUUGUUUUCUUUCUCAGUUUCAAAGUUAUUAACCCUAACAAGGUAUGCUUUCUCUCUUUCUUCCAUUCCCAAUUUUCUUCCAAUUUCUUCUUCAAACACUUUCCUUCUUUCAUUCUCUUCUCAUUCUCCUUUCAAUUCCAACGAAUUUGAUGUUAAUCAUGCUGUUUCCUCAUUCCAUCGCAUGCUCUCUAUGAAUCCUACCCCAUCCAUUGUUCAAUUCAACAGAAUUUUAACUUCUUUUGUUAAGAUGAACCAUUAUCCCACUGCUAUUUCUCUUUCUCACCUAUUGGAAUUCAAUGGAAUUAUGCCUGAUAUUUUUACUUUUAAUAUCUUGAUUAAUUGUUACUGCCACUUAGGUCAAAUGAAUUUUUCAUUUUCUAUAUUGGGAAAGAUUCUCAAGAUGGGAUUUCAGGAAAAUACCAUAACCUUGAAUACUCUUAUGAAAGGUCUUUGUCUUAACAAUAAGAUUCGGGAAGCUCUGCACUUUCAUGAUCAUGUGGUGGCAAAGGGAUUUCAGUUGGAUCAAGUUAGUUAUGGGAUCUUGAUCAAUGGGUUGUGUAAAAUGGGGGAAACAAGACCCGCGCUGCAAUUGCUGAGACGAAUUGAUGGGAAAUUGGCCAAUGUGGUAAUGUAUAGCACUAUCAUUGAUAGUUUGUGUAAAGAUAAAUCUAUAAACGAUGCUUACGAGUUGUAUGUUGAGAUGAUUGCAAAGAGAAUUUCUCCUGAUGUUAUCACUUUCAAUAAUCUAUUAUAUGGAUUUUGUAUUGUUGGUCAAUUGAAAGAAGCAUUUGGUUUGUUCCAUGAAAUGGUAUUGAAAAACGUCAACCCAAAUGAUUAUACUUUUAAUAUAUUGGUUGAUUCCUUAUGCAAGGAAGCAAAGGUCAAAGAAGCUAUGAAUGUGUUGGCUAUAAUGAUAAAAGAUGGUGUAAAACCGAAUGUUGUAACGUAUGGUGCUUUGAUGGAUGGGUAUUGCUUAGUUAAUCAAGUGAACAAGGCCAUAAAAAUAUUCAACACUAUGGUGCACAAGGGAGUGGUGCCGAAUGUUCGGUGCUACAAUAUCAUUAUUAAUGGAUUGUGCAAGAAUAAAAUGGUGGAUGAAGCCAUGAACUUUAAAGAAAUGCAUAACAAGAUGAUUGUUCCUGAUGUGGUAACUUAUAGUACCCUUAUUGAUGGUUUGUGUAAAUCGGGGAAAAUCUCUUCUGCGUGGGAACUUGUUGAUGAGAUGCAUCGUAUAGGUCUACAGGUUAAUGUAAUCACUUACAGUUCUCUAUUACAUGCUUUGUGCAAAAAGAAUCAGCUUGACCAGGCAAUUGCAUUGGUUAAGAAAAUGACAGACCAAGGUAUUCAGCCAAAUAUUAUCACAUACAAUAUAUUGAUUGAUGGACUAUGCAAAGGUGGAAGGCUUAAGAAUGCACAAGUGAUUUUUCAUGAUCUUUUAACUAAAGGCUACCAACUAACUGUAUGGACAUAUAAUAUUAUGAUAAAUGGGUUUUGUAAGGAUUGCUUGUUUGACGAAGCACUUGCUUUGUUAUCAAGAAUGGAAGACAAUGGUUGUAUUCCUGAUUUUGUAAGUUAUGAAACAAUUAUUUAUGCCCUCUUUGACCAAGAUGAAAGAGAUAAGGUAGAAAAACUUCUACAUGAAAUGAUUUCUAGAGGUCUAUUGAAAAAGCAAAACUAGCUUGUUGCUCAAGAAGCAUAAUUUGAGAAGAAUAAGAAGGUUUUUCUAUGUGAUGCAUUGUCUGUUCACUCAGCCUCCAGUCACUGUCACUAUUAAGCUUUAUGGUGACUUGUCUAUUUGCAUUGUGAAUUAUAUUUUUGUUAUCUGCUAAAAACCUUGUUUUUGUAAAUGCAGUUACUUAAUUUUUUAAAUGUGAUUUAGGAGUUAUAACAUGAUUUUUAAAGCUCCAUAUUGGGAAAAAAGACCUUGAAGCUCCAUAUAAUCAAGACAGUGGUGCUGGUUCGUGUGGUCAAGAAGUCCCUGAGUUAUGAGGAGUAAUACCUCCACUGCCACACAUCAUCAGUCACCCUUUGUUGAGUUCUUCAGGUACUCAACAAAUGCAACACAGAGUAGCACCUGAAAGGAUAUUGUUGGAAUAUUAUAAAAUAUCUUAUAAUAUCUCGUAGAAUCAAUUUGUAAUUUUAGUAUAUUUUAGAUUAAUUUUAGGAUUAGUUUCUAUAUUUUAGUAUGUUAAUCCAAACAAGCAAUUUAACCUUCUAUUCUCUGUGAAUACUUGCUCUGUUUUUGUAUCUUUAAAUAGAAAAAGGCUCGACGGGAAAACAAAUUCUUAUUCCUUAAUUUUUUGUUGGUUUGGUAGAGAGAGACUAGUCUCUCUAAUUCCAGGAGGUUGUGUUAGUUUUCUUACAGUUAUUGGCUAAUUUUACAGAGAGAUUGUUAUUCACAAUAUCAAUUUUGUUCAUUA
Molecule: messenger RNA, 2451 nt
Organism: Cicer arietinum (chickpea)
Lineage: Eukaryota; Viridiplantae; Streptophyta; Magnoliopsida; Fabales; Fabaceae
Molecular function (GO): protein binding
Source: RefSeq, a predicted model, not a curated record